UCAAUAUAACACCACUACCACCUCACAUUGCUACCACAAGCUAAAGAGCUCAAUUCAUUAUCUUUAUCUUUUCUUUUUUUUUCACCGAAUUUCGAUAAUGGGUAGCUCGAGGGUUUUUUUCGUUCAAACCUUAGCAAUGGCGAUUGCGGUUAUCGCAUUGAUUGCUACUCCUCGUUUGGUAGACGCAAGAGCUUUUUUCGUGUUUGGUGACUCCUUGGUCGAUAAUGGAAACAACAAUUACCUUGUCACUUCUGCUCGUGCUGACUCCCCGCCUUAUGGAAUUGACUACCCCACACGUCGCGCCACAGGACGCUUCUCCAACGGUCUCAACAUCCCCGAUAUUCUCAGCGAGAAUAUGGGAGCCGAACCUACAUUGCCCUAUCUUAGUCCUCAACUGAACGGCGAAAACCUACUCGUUGGCGCCAACUUUGCUUCUGCGGGUGUAGGAAUCCUCAACGACACUGGAAUUCAAUUUGUUAACAUAAUUCGAAUUUUCAAGCAACUCCAAUACUUUGAGCAAUAUCAAAACCGAGUGACUCAACUCAUUGGCCCGGAAGAAACUCAACGACUUGUAAAUGAAGCGUUGGUCUUGAUUACAUUGGGGGGUAACGAUUUCGUUAACAAUUACUACUUGGUCCCUUACUCCGCUAGAUCUCGCCAGUUCGCUUUGCCAGAUUAUGUAAAUUACCUCAUCUCGGAGUAUCGCAAAGUUUUGAUGAGGCUGUAUGAGUUGGGAUCUAGGAGGGUUUUGGUGACGGGCACAGGACCAAUAGGAUGCGUGCCGGCUGAGCUAGCACAGAGGAGCCGAGACGGCAACUGCGUGCCGGAGAUUACGAGAGCGGCAAACCUCUUCAACCCUCAGCUUCGGGACUUGCUAAGCCAGAUCAACGGGGAGAUUGGUGCCGACAUUUUUAUCUAUUCUGAUGCCUUUCAAAUGAACAUGAACUUCAUAACCGACCCUCAAGCUUAUGGGUUUGUGACGUCAAAGAUAGCAUGUUGUGGACAAGGGCCGUAUAAUGGGAUUGGGUUUUGUACGUUACUAUCGAAUUUGUGUCCAAACAGAGAUAUUUAUGCGUUUUGGGAUGCAUUCCAUCCGACCGAGAGGGCCAACAGGAUCAUAGUCCAAACCAUGAUGACUGGUUCUACAAAGUACAUGAAUCCUAUGAAUCUCAGCACUAUUCUCGCAUUGGAUGCCAACACUUGAGAAUCCUAUCACUCUCUUCCUCCUUCCAGCUCUUCUCAUCUCAUCUAUCAUUAUUUUCUUAAUUCUUAAUUAAUUAGUAUUGCAUUUAAUUAGGUUUUUUCAUCAUCAUUAUUAUUAUUAUUAUUUGGUCUGUUGGUGUGGUUUGGCUGAGGGAGAAUGAAUUUGAUAUUAUUAUUAUUGGACUUGAUCAGGGGAUUUUAUAUAUGAUAUCAUGAUGGAUAUAUAAAGUAUUUUCUAAGUCAGUGAGUGAGAAUUGCAUAAUAAUUGUAGCUAGCUACUGGUCUCAUUCACAUUUGAGACAACUUUUAAUUGCUUCA
Messenger RNA from Impatiens glandulifera, 1521 nucleotides. Its product is annotated as GDSL esterase/lipase LTL1-like. Gene Ontology annotation, molecular function: hydrolase activity, acting on ester bonds. Bases 98 to 1204 code for a protein of 368 amino acids. The transcript is spliced from 5 exons. The record is from RefSeq and is a predicted model, not a curated record. NCBI's taxonomy places the organism in Eukaryota, Viridiplantae, Streptophyta, Magnoliopsida, Ericales, Balsaminaceae.